Molecule: messenger RNA, 774 nt
Organism: Telopea speciosissima
Lineage: Eukaryota; Viridiplantae; Streptophyta; Magnoliopsida; Proteales; Proteaceae
Product: calcium-binding protein CBP-like
Exons: 5
Coding region: 1-774 (257 amino acids)
Molecular function (GO): calcium ion binding
Source: RefSeq, a predicted model, not a curated record
AUGGCGGGUUAUCCGCAGGGACCACCGGGCUACGGUGUACCACCUCCGCAGCGCUACGGCUCCACCCUAUAUGGUGCACCACCGGCGCAGCCCUUUGGCGCCACCCCAUAUGGUGCACCACCGGCACAGCCCUACGGCGCCGCUCCAUAUGGUGCGCCACCAGCAGAGGCAUAUGCUCCCUCGGCCACACCCUACGGUGCACCAACGGCACCAUUUGGUAGCCUGUUUGCAGCUCCGGUACCGUCGACAUUUCCUCCAGGGACAGACCCUUCUUUGGUGGCUUGCUUUCAGAUGGCAGACGAGGACCGUAGCGGCUUCAUAGACGAUAAGGAGUUGCAGAGGGCACUUUCCACUUACAACCAGACCUUCAGCCUCAGGACUGUUCACCUCCUCAUGUACCUCUUUACUGGCACCAAUACCCGAACUAUUGGACCCAAGGAGUUCAUUUCGGUUUAUUACAGUCUGCAGAACUGGAGGGCUAUCUUUCAGAGGUUUGAUAGGGAUAAGAGUGGAAAGAUCGAUUCAAAAGAAUUACAGGAAGCCCUUAUGAGCCUUGGAUUUGCAGUUUCUCCAGUGGUCUUGGAAUUGCUCAUUUCUAAAUACAUGAAAUCUGAUUAUAUCAGGGCAAUCGAAUAUGAUAAUUUCAUUGAGUGUUGUCUUACAGUUAAGGGACUCACAGAGAAGUUUAAGGAGAAGGACACCAUGCGCAAUGGAACAGCAUCUUUCACGUAUGAGGGUUUCAUGUUGACCGUUUUACCUUUCCUUAUUGCAUAA